GGCAGAAUAACACACAUAUUCAUAUAUCAGGAACCAUGCGUAUAAACAACAAUAUAGUCGUCUUUUUGUUAGAUUUAUUUUGCAAGCGGUUGGAUCGAACUGAUUAGCAACAGCUAGCAAAGAGGGGUGCGGCAUGGCGGGUCGCGGCCGCGGUCGGGGACGCUCGAACCUGACCUUCAGCAUCGAGGCUAUGGGCUUCGCCAAGGGAGAAGGGCUCCCUCCAUCCAUCCUGCAACCAACACCUCUGUUCCCACCAAUGGAACACAAGCCGGUUCCCCUGGCGACAGGCGAGGAGGCCGAGUACAUGCAGGCUCUGAAACAAGAGUUCAGAGGAGCCAUGAAAACCCUGCCCUUCUAUAUCAGACCUGCGGCUCCCAAGACAGACGUGGAGCGCUACUCUGAUAAGUACCACAGUGGGGAACCUGCGGACAACGUGAUAGACUGGAAGCCAGACUGGAGUCGGCUGCCUAAAGAACUUCGUAUCAGAGUCCGAAAGCCUGUGGAGAAUAGGGUUUCUCUUCCUGUUGAUCGCAUGGACAGAAGUUCAGCCAAUCACAACCUCAGUAAGAAAGAAGAUGUACUGUUAAAGCUGGAGGCGCUCGAGAAGGGUGAGAAGGCCGGCAGCUCAGAGGAUGAGGACGAGGACGAGACGAAGAAGAAACAGAAGGAGGAGGAGGGGACAGAAGGAGAGGAGGAGUACGAAGAGGAGGAGCUUGAGGAGGGAACGGACUACAUCAUGUCCUACUUUGACAACGGAGAAGACAAUGGAGGUGACAGCGAUGAAAACCUGGAUGAGGCUGUCUACUGACCAACAUAGACGCUGACCGAACACAAAACCCAACUGCUCUUAAACAACAUCUAAAAUGUCUGGAGUGAAUAGCGUGGAGGCGGUGAAGCGGAAGAUCCGAGUGUUGCAGCAACAAGCGGACGAUGCGGAGGAGCGAGCCGAGAGUCUCCAGAGACGGGUGGAGGAAGAGAAGCGCAC
Messenger RNA from Gadus morhua (Atlantic cod), 985 nucleotides. It is a transcript of the gene polr3glb, whose product is annotated as RNA polymerase III subunit GL b. The record is from RefSeq and is a predicted model, not a curated record. Lineage: Eukaryota; Metazoa; Chordata; Actinopteri; Gadiformes; Gadidae. Gene Ontology annotation, biological process: transcription by RNA polymerase III. The transcript is spliced from 10 exons. The coding region runs from base 134 to 808 and encodes 224 amino acids. Gene Ontology annotation, cellular component: RNA polymerase III complex.